Molecule: messenger RNA, 2530 nt
Organism: Contarinia nasturtii (swede midge)
Lineage: Eukaryota; Metazoa; Arthropoda; Insecta; Diptera; Cecidomyiidae
Product: ubiquitin-conjugating enzyme E2 S
Exons: 4
Coding region: 685-1320 (211 amino acids)
Source: RefSeq, a predicted model, not a curated record
AGCAGCAGUAGCAGCAACAACAACAACAAUAAAACACAUUGGAAAACGUCUCGAAGCAUUGUAUGUUGUUUAGUCGUUCGUUCGUUUAUCACGCAUACACACUAUUUUUCGGUUGGCAUGAGUUUUUCUUUAUUCACACAUACACACAGCGUUCAUUAAAUCUUAGAGUCAAAUAGACAUAUUUAUUUUGUUCUGUCUUCAACUCUGUCGUUAGCGACGUUUCAAUCAAAUAUAGUUUUGACUUUUUUUCGUUUCGUCAUUUCGUAAUUAGUCAAUGUAUUCCAAAUUAAUAGAUUAUUUAACCGUGUUAAUAGUGGCAUAAAAGUAAUAAACAACAGUCAUAAACUCUAACCAGAGAAACAGAAGUAAUUCGAAAUAUAGUUAUAAUCGUUCGUACAUAAUUCGUGCAAUACAAACAAAUGCAAAAAAGUACAUUUGUGUGAGAGCGAGAGAACGACGUUUCAUCAGAACAAGUCGCAGAUUCGAAUCAACCGAACCAAAAUAUAGAAACGUGAAACAAGUUUAUAUUGAUACAUACACAAAACUAAAGCAUAUACGAAGUUGAAAAAAAACUCAACGGUUUUCUGUUGCAAGUGUACAAAAACCAAUUCCAAGCCAAUUUAAAUUUAAAUCUCCAAAUAAUUCAUUAUAAUAAUUAACCAAAAAAAGAACGAAAACAACAAAAUGAAUGCCUCAUCAAAUGUAGAAAAUUUAUCGCCACAAAUCAUUCGGCAAGUGGUAAAAGAAAUGCACGAGAUCCAUACAAAUUCACCCGAAGGCAUUAAAGUACAAAUCAACGAUUCAGACGUAACCGAUAUUCAAGCUGUGCUUGAAGGACCAGCUGGUACGCCAUAUGCAAAUGGAUUUUUCCGGGUGAAAUUAGUUCUGGGCAAAGAUUUUCCAGCAACACCACCAAAAGCAUAUUUUCUUACAAAAAUCUUCCAUCCAAAUGUUGCUGCCAAUGGUGAAAUCUGCGUUAAUACAUUGAAAAGGGACUGGAAACCAGAUUUGGGCAUUAAACACAUUCUUUUGACGAUAAAGUGUUUGUUGAUCGUCCCAAAUGCUGAGUCUGCAUUGAAUGAAGAGGCUGGUAAAUUAUUGCUUGAACAUUACGAUAAUUUUUCGUCACGUGCAAAAAUGAUGACGGAAAUUCAUGCACAAACCGAACGUACAUCGAAAGCAUUGAAAAUUGAUGGUGAUUCAAUCAAAGAUGAUGGUCCACAAUCGAAAAAGCAUGCGCUUGACAAUCGAACGAAUGCCCAAGAUAAGCGAAAAGAAAAACUAGGAAAAGAUAAAAAACGAGUCUUGAAACGUUUAUGAAAGACUUGCAUCCAACAAUUACCACGAAUGAAUAACAAACAUAAUCAACGCAACAGUAACAAAAGCAUCAUUUAAACAAAAAUCACAUUUUCUUUUCCAAACAUUUUUUUUUUAUUGUGUCACUUAAUAAAGAAAAAUUGGGCGGUUAGGAAUCGAAUAAGAAUAAGAAACAUGGAAAAAUUUAACGUUUUCAAGUCACAUAUUUAUGCAUCUCACCGAGUGUUAAUCGUUUGAAAAAGUGUUCGGUACAUAUAUACAUAUAUUUUUUUAUAAAAAAAAGAAGCAUCAAGCAAAAUCAGAAAGAAAAUUACUAUAUCGUGUGUGGUGUGUAGAUUGAUACUGUGUAUUUAAAACCUUGUGAAAUUGUAUUUUCAUUGAUUGUAUGAUUUCGAAUUUUGGUAUUUUCUUUUCUGAAUGUUUUUUGUGAACGUUAGACACAAUUUUGAUCUUUUCGAACUAUUAAAUUCAUUCACUGCACGAAAUCUUCCGGAAUUUUUGGAUAUCUUCUGCACUUUUCAUUUUGUUUGUUUGUGUACUUGUGUAUCGCUGACUGAUUUUGUGUCAUUUCACUAGGCAAAUUUAGAAUGAAUUGUAUAGCUUUAACUUAUUUUUCGCCUCUCACACCCAAAAAACACACACGAGCGCGUCGUAAAUGUUGUCUCUAACAAAUGAAAAUAAUUUUUAUCAACCUCUAACUCUACAUAUAUAGAUAUAUAUUUCUAAUGCAAGCAAACUAUAUUAGCACCAUGUGACUGAAACAAAUAUUUACGAACACAUUCUAAAGAUAAAAAAAAAAUCAGAAAAUUUAAACUUUAAAAUCAAAUGGGUAACAAUAUAAAUAUAAAAAAAAGAAAAAAAGAGAAUGAAGCAGGUAUUAUCAAUGCAUUUUGAACUAUGUAAAUAGAUAGGCAUGGAAUUUGAAGGGUGACACUUCUUCAUACUUUCUUAUCUUCACUAUCCUUUGAGUAGACAAAUAACUGGUUUCAUCAAUAUUAGACAUUAGAACAUUGAAAGCAAAUAUUUAUCCCAUACAUUAAAUUUGACUAAUAAGUGUGUUUCGAGGUAAGAAAAGAGUAACUAAACAAACCACCAUGAAUAUUUCAUAAGGUUCGCAAUCGGGAAAUGACCAAAAAUUAAUGCGAUAAAUUUAAUUAAGUAAAAAAAAUCAUGUUCAUUUUGAGUGUAUAUUUUUCAAAAACUGCAGAUGAAA